UAUUUCUUUAUAAAUUUAUCAUUUUCCACAAAUCUUCGUAAAAUUUUUGAAGAGGAUAAGAUUGCAAAGUCGCAAUAAGAGUAUUUGGCAACACUGAUCAGUUCCUUCAAAAUCAAAAUAUACGGACGUAAACAGUUCGAAUGCAGCAUAACUAUUUCACGUUUUUAGCGUAAUUCCGCUGUUUUAUAAAGCAGAAUUGGUCAUAUUCGGUCAGAAUGAAAGUUACCAAACAUAAAAAAGCUCGGAAGUAUAUGAGCUUCUAUAUAAAUAAUUUCGGUUUCCGGGAACCGCUGCUGGUGCUCAUCGAUGGCACGUUUUGCCAUGCUGCUUACAAGGCGCGCAUCCAGAUAGAAGACCAGUUGAAGAAAUACUUCCAAUGUGAGCUGAAGCCCAUCGUUACCGCGUGCAUCAUCACGGAAACGGAAAACAUCGGUGGACCCCUGGUGGCAGUUUGUCAGCUGCUCAAAAAAUUUCUGGUACACAAAUGUGGCCACGAAAAGCAUCCGAUCCCCGGGUCGUCCUGCAUCCGGGCCAUGACCAAAACUUGCAAUUACAUCGUGGCCUCGCAGGAUCGCGACCUGCAGCAGUGGAUCCAAUCGAGGCCGGGAAUCCCGCUGUUCUAUUUGCACAACGAUUUGGUUCCCACCUUGGUACAGCCAUCGGACUCCAGCGUUCGGGCAGCGUCGAAUAAAAGUCGAGCUAAGGUAGACCUUCGCCAGGUGGACGAAAAAACGUUGACCGAUCUGAAGCGCAAGGAGGGAAUUCUGGUCGACGAUAGCCAACACAAACCGAUAAAGAAGAAAAAGAAGCAUAAAAAUCCGAAUCCACUGUCCUGCAAAAAAUCUAAGAAAGAGAAAAAAAUAACCGCUGUGUCACCGAAGGAUUCAUCUACGCAGGGAGGUGGUGUCGAAAAACGUAAACGGAAAAGAGUAAAAUUGUCGAAACAUGUCGUCGAGCAUUUGAAGCAAAAUAAACCCAUGGCUGUUUAAUAAUUACAUUUUUUGUAUGAACACCGAACUGAAGUGAAGAAUGUCAUGUAUCUGUUAAGCAGCAACCGUAGUUUUUGCCCCGAACUACCCAUAGUUACGGUUGAGUAGCAACCGCUAUCAAGUUGAUUUUUUCCAACAACUUAGUAAGCCGUGGAACAGGAUGUGAAAAUUUUCAUCAUUAUUCAAAUGAUUAGAUAGCGAAAAGAAUAAACUUGUGUUACUCUCGAAGAAUUGAAGGUGAUUGAAACUGAAGUCAGAAAGAAACACAACUGAAUAUUUGAAAAGCCGUCAGAGUCAGGAACAACAGAUGCAGCUAGUGGUAUCUAUCAACAUUUCGACCAAUAGAGAAAAUAGUCUGAAUAGCUGAAAAACAGUCAAGAAUAAAACGCCAACCUAGUCGAGUGACGGAGAGGAUUGGGUUUGAAUUCCUGUAUCAAUAGAAAAAGCUGCUUUCCAACAUGUGCGCGAUAACCUCGAGGACCUCAACGGAAAACCCGAGGUCAACGAUACGGAUUUGGUGUUUUUGCAGGGAAUUCUGGAAAACCCCGCCGUAACCCAAGUGAUCAAG
Messenger RNA from Uranotaenia lowii, 1557 nucleotides. Its product is annotated as rRNA-processing protein UTP23 homolog. NCBI's taxonomy places the organism in Eukaryota, Metazoa, Arthropoda, Insecta, Diptera, Culicidae. The coding region runs from base 216 to 989 and encodes 257 amino acids. The transcript is spliced from 4 exons. Gene Ontology annotation, molecular function: small ribosomal subunit rRNA binding. Gene Ontology annotation, cellular component: nucleolus; small-subunit processome. The record is from RefSeq and is a predicted model, not a curated record.